CUGGCCGCUCUGACGCCCGCUGAGCGCCCGCGUCCCGCCAUUUUGAAAGUGUACGCAGGGAGAGGCAGAGGCGGGGAAAUAACCCCAAGUAAGUUCAAAGUCCGAGCCGAGCCGUGCGGAUUUCAACAGUCAACUCUACACUGGUGACAAAACAGAAAAACAAAAAUCCAUCCAACGCCUGUCAUGUGUGGGAGAGUCGUUCGUUUAUCUUCGUGAUUCCUCCCCACCGCCGCCGCCGCCGCUCCUCCUCGGUCAGAACCGGCCGACCCGAGUCCGCACCGCUCCGACCCCGGGCCCGACAACCACCGCACCCCCGCUCUGAGUCCCUCGCCAUGGCAGGAGCCGGUGGUGGGUGCAACGAUGUCCAGUGGUGCUUCUCUCAAGUCAAGGGAGCGAUUGAUGACGAUGUCGCGGAGGCUGACAUCAUAUCAACUGUUGAAUUCAACCACUCGGGGGAGCUGCUGGCUACCGGGGACAAGGGAGGCCGGGUCGUCAUCUUCCAGCAGGAGCCAGAGAGUAAGAACCAGCCCCAGUGCCGCGGGGAGUACAACGUGUACAGCACCUUCCAGAGCCACGAACCCGAGUUCGACUACCUGAAGAGUCUGGAGAUCGAGGAGAAGAUCAACAAGAUCCGAUGGCUGCCCCAGAAGAAUGCCGCCCAGUUUCUUUUGUCCACAAACGACAAAACCAUAAAGCUUUGGAAAAUCAGCGAGCGGGACAAGCGUCCGGAGGGCUACAACCUGAAGGAGGAGGAUGGCCGCUACCGAGACCCCAACACCGUCACUACACUACGGGUGCCAGUGUUCCGUCCCAUGGACCUGAUGGUUGAGGCCAGCCCUCGGCGCGUGUUUGCCAACGCUCACACGUACCACAUCAACUCCAUCUCUGUGAACAGCGACUGUGAGACCUACCUGUCUGCGGACGACCUCAGGAUUAACCUGUGGAAUCUGGAGAUCACCGACCGGAGCUUCAACAUCGUUGACAUAAAGCCCACCAACAUGGAGGAGCUCACGGAGGUGAUCACCGCCGCAGAGUUCCACCCCAACCAGUGCAACACCUUUGUCUACAGCAGCAGCAAGGGCACCAUCAGGCUGUGUGACAUGAGGGCCUCAGCCCUCUGCGACCAGCACUCCAAGAUGUUCGAAGAGCCAGAGGAUCCAAACAACCGCUCCUUCUUCUCCGAGAUCAUCUCGUCGAUCUCCGACGUCAAGUUCAGCCACAGCGGGCGCUACAUGAUGACCCGUGACUACCUGUCCGUAAAGAUAUGGGACCUCAACAUGGAGACCAGGCCAGUGGAGACGUAUCAGGUGCAUGAAUAUCUCAGGAGUAAGCUGUGCUCCCUCUAUGAGAACGACUGCAUCUUUGAUAAGUUUGAGUGCUGCUGGAACGGGAAUGACAGUGUUGUGAUGACGGGCUCCUACAACAACUUCUUCCGGAUGUUCGACCGGGGCUACAGACAGGACGUGACCCUAGAGGCGUCGCGGGAGAACAGCAAGCCGCGCUCCGUGCUGAAGCCGCGCAAGGUGUGCACAGGUGGGAAGCGCAAAAAGGAUGAGAUCAGUGUAGAUAGUUUGGACUUUAACAAGAAGAUCCUUCACACGGCCUGGCAUCCCCUGGACAACAUCAUCGCCGUGGCCACCACCAAUAAUCUCUACAUAUUCCAGGACAAACUGAACUAGUGUUCCAUGAACCCUCCAGAUCCCAGUUUCUGCUUAGCCCCCCCCCACCCACCCACCCAACCACAUCCCACCCCCAGCACUCAUAUACUCACCUAGACAAUGUGAUCCGUCUUUGAUGGCUUCCUCGGGCUGCAUCCCCUGGUCUGGUCUCUGUGAUCUGCCCCCCCAGCUGAUAUUUUUGGAUUUGCAUAUGUAUAAGCCCGGUGCACCCUGUGAAUGGUGCAAUCUCUUUCUUGCUGCCGUGCAAUACCCUCCAUUGGGGCCAGCACAGGUGCAUUUCCAAAGCGCAACCAAUAUCUGCAUGUGCAGAGCUCUUGGGUGCUGGGUGCUGGGUCCAGACUCUGGGGAUCCGGCCUGGGGGGGGAAUCCCCUGUUAGGAGCACACCACAACCCUCGCCCACCACCACAGUUCAUUUCCACUACAUCCCAGCCCAAAGGGGAAUGAUGACGAUUGUGUACAGUUAUUUGGCUAGGUCAAUAUUACUUUUUAUUUGGUGCCAUCAUGACAUUUUUUGUAUGUCGUAGAUACCAAGUUUAGAUUUUAUUUUGCAACGUUAGCGCUUUUUUGUUUUUGUUUUUUUCUUUUUCUUUCGUCAUGUGUUUUUGAUAUUUUCGUCUCACACUUCUAUUUGUUUCGGGCCUAGAACACUGGAAAGUAUAAUCAGUCAACACUCCAUAUUGUCCCUGAUUCAUUAAGUCCAGUGGCCACGUUAGGGAACCCCACCACCCCAAUAUGUACAGCGCACUACCAUUCAACAACGGCACCACAGGACGGGGUGGUGGCCUGGGAGAAGGAUGACUAGCCAUCCGGUUGAUGGCUGCUCUUUAAAUGUUUGAGGUUAUGUCUGACAUACGCGGUCCCUGUGGUACACGGGCUGCUGUGGUCCCGCAGGCACUCCCAGGGGGACCCCAUUGUGACGUUUACCCUCACACUUUGGUGGACGGCCAUGACACCCUCAGGACUAAGUCUGUUGUACACGGUCACUGUAGAAGGUCUUAAAGUGGCUUAUUUCUGUGUUUGCGUGGCGGGUUAGGUUGCCAACAUCUCUACAUAGCCUGUCAUGGUGUCGCCGAAUAGGUGGUUUACUUUCAUGAUGUUUUUUUUUCUUUGUGCGAGUUUAUGAUUUUGUACUGUACCAGAGAAAAGUCACCAUAGCCGGUUUAUUUUUGUAUACAAAUUAAGGUAAUAGGCUUACGGUCUAAUCACUGUAGUUUUAAGGCGGUAUGUUCUGGAAAUAUUUGUAUGUGGAAGGACAUUUGCUUUACAAGAUGAUCACUUGUGACAUUGGAGAGUUUUGUUCGUCCUGCAGGCGAUUGGUUGACACCUAAACAAUGUGUAAUGAAAUAAAAAGGGAGUCUGUUUGUUAUAUUGGAUGCACAAACAAAAUUAACAUACUGUGUCCGUACAGCCGUGGUCAUACGCACCAAAUUAUUUCUUUUGAAUUUGGCUUACUGUAAUUCAGAUUUUGUGGAAACUAUUUGGGAUGCCUUUUGAGUUCAAAUUAAUUUGGAUCUUAACUUAAAGUUUGAUUCGUGUGCCAUUUUGUUUCUGGAUUGGAGAAAAAUGCUUGCUGAAAAAGGAAUAAUAAUAAAAUAUAGGCUUUUCUUGGCCUAAACAGGAAUGUCCCUCUUAUCUACCAUAUAUCCAACCAGAUUUCUCUCAAAAACCAGUGGUGUAAUAAUUUGCUUGUUUUUGCCACAUCCUGAAAGGAUGAUUCAGUCAAACUAUGGCUCCAGCUGUUCCAAGUCACUUGGGUAAAUCCUGAGGUAUCUUUUCCUUAUGGGUGAUUAUAGUGUACCAUGUAUUUGGCUAUUCUAAUAUCAAUGUGCUUUCAGUCUUUAUUUCCACCCAUAAGAAAUGCCAACAAUUAGCCAUGCUCACUUUUAUGUAAUCCAUAAGAUGAUUCUCUACAUCAGGGCCUGUCUUCUGGGAGAUGUGCUCAAAUCAUGGAUGUCAUCAGUCUUCAAACGUCUUCUGAAGACUUUCACAUACAACACGAGAACAGACUCGUCCAUUUCAUCUCAUUCCAUUUUCCACACACUGCUUGGGAAUCGUAUAGCCUGGCAACUGUUUAUUUUUCAAUGGUCUCUGGGUGUGAUGGUCACUGAAAAUCCGUCAUUGAAAUGUUUCAAUUUGUUAACGGCGUUGUUUGAAUGGGAUAACGACUCUGCAAUGUGAUUAUUAUUAUUUUUCAGGGGGGGGGGGUGGUGGUACUCACAAGAUUGGCAUUCACAUGAAGAGUCAUCGUUUUCAUAAACACAGUGUUGCUAAAAUAAAACAUGUCUCCACCAAAUUAUACAA
Messenger RNA from Gadus chalcogrammus (walleye pollock), 3981 nucleotides. It is a transcript of the gene ppp2r2aa, whose product is annotated as protein phosphatase 2, regulatory subunit B, alpha a. The transcript has 10 exons. Gene Ontology annotation, molecular function: protein binding; protein phosphatase regulator activity. The coding region runs from base 333 to 1679 and encodes 448 amino acids. NCBI's taxonomy places the organism in Eukaryota, Metazoa, Chordata, Actinopteri, Gadiformes, Gadidae. The record is from RefSeq and is a predicted model, not a curated record. Gene Ontology annotation, cellular component: cytosol; protein phosphatase type 2A complex. Gene Ontology annotation, biological process: peptidyl-serine dephosphorylation.